This is a messenger RNA of Ixodes scapularis (black-legged tick), 789 nucleotides long. RefSeq lists its product as uncharacterized. NCBI's taxonomy places the organism in Eukaryota, Metazoa, Arthropoda, Arachnida, Ixodida, Ixodidae. The record is from RefSeq and is a predicted model, not a curated record. The coding region runs from base 1 to 789 and encodes 262 amino acids. The transcript has 7 exons. Gene Ontology annotation, molecular function: sequence-specific DNA binding.
AUGACAGGCUGUAGUGUCACGAAAUGCAAAUAUGGAGCGGACAGCGGCAAGAGCUUCUGCCGGAUUCCGACGGCGGGACACGAUGUGAGACGCCGCCUCGUCUGGCUUUUUCGUAUGAAGAGGAAAUCGCCAACUCCCAAGAACGCAAGAGUUUGCGAGGAUCAUUUUGAAUCGAAGGAGUUUCAGACCUAUCGAGUCAAUGGCAGACGUAAAAUGAAACCCAAUGCAGUCCCAUCUCUGCUCCUCAGCCCAAGCUGUCAUCCUGCCACAGACGAACAAUCUGCAGACAUUGCUUCUCAAGUCGAUGUUCAUUCAGCCAUCAUGUCGGAGUCCGUAGUGCCCCAAAUAGCUGCAGACAUUGCUUCUCCAGUCGAUGUUCAUUCAGCCAUCGUGUCGGAGUCCGUAGUGCCCGAGUCAGAAACAUCAUUCUGUGCCACGACUCUGCGCGACGUCUUGUUUGACAUCAUCACACGAAGCGAAAAGAUCGGAAUCGAAGUGGAUGCCAUCGUGACCGACAAUGCGGCCUGGAAAUCAGGCCAUAUGGAAGUUGUGUGGCGUAAUGGCAACGAAGCAUGGGAGAUCGAGCGUCUCAUGCCCUCAUCCAUGCAACAGGGGACGACGCCUGUAUCAUUGGAGGAUGUCACGAAGAUGUGCGUGCUUGACAAAAAACACAAGCUGAAGUUGCUGCCGAACCUGAAGCUGAAGGACGAAAACCCAAAUCACUUCGAAAAAGAAAUGAUUAUGGCGUCAGAGCGUAACCCGAAACUACAAGUUGUGCCGCAUAUGUAG